Kuraishia capsulata CBS 1993 is the source of this 1626-nucleotide messenger RNA. RefSeq lists its product as uncharacterized. The transcript has a single exon. Gene Ontology annotation, cellular component: membrane; Golgi apparatus. The record is from RefSeq and is a predicted model, not a curated record. Lineage: Eukaryota; Fungi; Ascomycota; Pichiomycetes; Pichiales; Pichiaceae. Gene Ontology annotation, biological process: retrograde transport, endosome to Golgi. Bases 1 to 1626 code for a protein of 541 amino acids.
AUGAGGCUUCAGCGGUUGCUAUUCCUGGUGCUGUGCACUUUGGCAUCAUCUGUCCUUGCUGAAAAGGUAUGUCUGACGAGGUUUUCGCCUCAGUUCUGCACGAGCAUGUACAGUAAACAAGAUUGGGAUGGGGAUAUCGAGCCUCACAUCGAAGUGAAUUUACAAUAUUUCAAGUCAGGGGAUGAUAAUGUGCAUUCUUCUCUCUCUGUCGUCAUAUUUGAAUACAGCGAUAUGGAUGCGUUGGGAGUGAAGGUAUCCGAUUAUUCUACACACUAUCUGUGCUCCGAACAGCUCGUUGACCAAGGGUUAUGUGAUACUAGUGAGCUGCAUCAGUUCAUUGUCAACAAGAACGUUACUCCGAAGGCCGAGGUAUUGUCCAGUGUUCUUACCAGUUAUGGCGAUAACGGCUUACAGUACAAGAUAUUGAAAACAGGCUACUACUGUGUGGCGUGUUCGUCUCCACACGGUUUGGGAAAAUCGCCAAACAGAUAUCUGCUCCAGGUAGACUUUCAAAAUUCUUUUGGAAGUUUGCCUGCAGCAGAGAUCCCCAAGCUGAAGUUUCAUGGCUUGCUGGCUGUCCUGUAUGCGGUCAGUUUGUUUGUGUACCUGUUCCAAUUGUUCAUGCACAGGUCUGAGAUUCUCGUGAUACAGAAGAGCCUUGCCUGGCUUUUGGCGUACCUAACGCUAGAAAGUAUCUUCACGUGGUCUUUUUUUGCUUUCGUGAAUCACAACAAAACCAAUUUAUUACACCCAACAGGGGAUGAGAUCAUGUUUUACCAGAUAUGCGUGUCUUUAUUGAGUGCGUUCAAAAUACCGUCUGCGCUUGUUCUUUUGGUUCUCAUCUCUGCAGGUUACGAAAUUGUGUUCCCCAAGUCAAACGGAAAACCUGCGAAAACUGUGAGACUUGCAUGCGCUAUUGGUUUUAGUAACCUCUUGGCUGGUGUUCUUUUUUUCGCGUUCUCAUGUUUCACCGUAUCCCAGCCACAAUCAGGUCCCGCUGGCCGUGGUUUCGAAGGUGAUGACUAUGAGAUGGGGUUGUGGUUCCUAGGGAUAGUGCGUGCUAUUUCUUCCGUUAUAUGCUACUACAUGGCCUUAUCAGCCCUCUGGGAGAUUAAAAAGCUGCUGGCGGAAGACAAACAACAUGCAAAAUUGAAACUGUACCAGAGGCUUUUCUGGGUAUUGUCUAUAUCUGCAUUGUUAAUGAUUAGUACCGCCAUAAUCUUGAUAAUGUUGAAGAUCAACAACUCGUUCACUGCACUAAAGACUCUCAGCAGCCUAUUCGAUUUUUGUUCGUCUUGCCUCUUCUUCGCGGUAUUCACCUGUGUUGUCUUUUUGUUCAGACCCAGCCAUGAAUUAUACCUUUGGGCUUGCAGAAAUAAGGUGCCUGAAAAUGAGUUUUCUGAGGAGCCACAUGUCGUGGCUAGUGGAGGCGAAAUUGAAUUUGACGAUCUAGACGAACAGGAGAAUGCCCAAUUGAUGAGUUCUUCUGGAAACCCACUAGGUGAUACACUUGAGUUUGAUCUCAAUCGGGAACACCACAAGGGCGAACACGCGCAAAUAAGUUCGCCUCCUCCUAGCUAUAGUGAGGUUCAAAACGAUGGCUCAGAGGGUCUGGACUUUUCUUAG